AUGGAACUGGCGUUAGCAACAUUGAUUAUAAUUGGGUUUUUGUGCUCAUCAUCAAAGGCUCAUACAUUCAAUGUUGGUGGCGAAGAUGGUUGGACCCUUCAUCCCUCCGACAAUUACACCCUUUGGGCCGAAAAAUAUCGUUUUGAGAUCAACGAUCAACUUGUUUUCAAGUACAAGCAAGGGCACGACACGGUCCUUGUCGUGAACCGCAACGACUACACCAAAUGCAACAAAGAAAACCCGAUAAGAAGCUUCAAGGGCGGCCACUCGGUAUUCAAGUUCAAAAAAUCGGGUCCGUUCUACUUCAUAAGUGGGCAUGACCAAAAUUGCGAGAAAGGGCAAAAGUUUGAAGUCAUAGUACUUUCCAAGAAUCAUCAUUUUCCGACCCCUUCGCCGGAAGCGGGACCCACGGCCCAUGCUCCGACAGUCGAGCCGCCGUCUCAUUCCCCAUCACCAUCUCCGACAGCUGGCAAAACAUCAUCUCCGGCAAGCGAGCCACCAUCUCGUUCUCCGUCACCGUCUCCGGCUGCCGGAAAAAACCCCACAAGAAUCUCGCCAGUCGAGCCACCAUCUCGUUCCCGGUCAACACCACCGGUGGCUAAAGCUCCGGCAAAAGAGCCGCUGUCUCAUUCACCGUCACCAUCUCCAUCCCUGGCUGCCGGUAAAAUUCCGACACGAAUCUCGCCAGUCGAGCCACCAACUCAUUCUCCGUCACAAGCAGAAUCUCCCAAGAAGAGUUAUGGUGCACCUGAGCCGGACACAGAGCAUCACCACCGAGCACUGCCGCCACGUGGCCACCAUGGUCUGCACUUUGGGCUGCGUCCUAUCUUUCUUUUUGGGUAUUAA
This is a messenger RNA of Striga asiatica, 846 nucleotides long. The record is from the annotation of a GenBank genome assembly. Lineage: Eukaryota; Viridiplantae; Streptophyta; Magnoliopsida; Lamiales; Orobanchaceae.